CGGCAGCAGACGACGUCCUCCAGGCGUAAACACUCUCCUGCCGAAGUUACAUCAUUACCUGCAUCAUGUUCUCGGCUGUGAAGUUCGCUAGGGCAGCUCGCCCAUCAGUAACUGGGUUUCUGAGAUAUUGCAGUGCACAAGUCGGAAGUAAAGAAUAUUUCGAUAAACUUGUGGAAAAAAACAAAGUUGUUGUGUUUAUGAAGGGAACUCCAGAUAUGCCUAGGUGUGGAUUCAGCAAUGCAGUUGUCCAAAUUAUGCGAAUGCAUGGUGUAAACUAUGAUGCUCACAAUGUGUUGGCAGAUGACAGUGUUCGACAAGGAAUUAAGGAAUAUUCAGACUGGCCAACAAUUCCACAAGUGUUCAUAAAUGGCUCUGUUAGCACCUGA
Penaeus indicus is the source of this 386-nucleotide messenger RNA. It is a transcript of the gene Grx5, whose product is annotated as glutaredoxin-related protein 5, mitochondrial-like. The transcript is spliced from 4 exons. The record is from RefSeq and is a predicted model, not a curated record. Gene Ontology annotation, cellular component: mitochondrial matrix. Lineage: Eukaryota; Metazoa; Arthropoda; Malacostraca; Decapoda; Penaeidae. The coding region runs from base 66 to 386 and encodes 106 amino acids.